CGUGGAUGAUCUUGAUGCACCAUGUCUCGCCGUAAGAUCCGCAAUACCGCCGAAGAGACCCUGACUCCUCCUGACUCAUUGUCUGCCGGCCAGACCCUUGCCCGCAUCGUGAAAGCCCAAGGCAAAGACCUCUACUCGGUGCAGACUCCAGAUGGCACGAAUCUCCUGGUCGAACUCGAGGCGAAGUUUCGUGGCACCAUCUUUGUAAAAAGGGGCGGAUAUGUCCUCGUUGAUUCCUCCGCUACUGGCCGAGAGAACAAGAUUCAAGGAGAGAUCGUGAAUAUCGUCCGAGACGAGAGAACAUGGCGGAAACAACCAUACUGGCCCCCGCAGUUUGUCAAGAAGCCAGACCCGGUAGACAGCGACGAAGAGGAGUCAUUGGUCGGAAAGAUGCCACCAUCGGACAGUGAAGAAGAGGAAGGCUGAGAUACACAUGUCUGGACAAUACUUCACGCUCAUCUCGUCUUGCCUUGCAGCUUCGCAGGCCGGCUUAUGUGAUCCACCGGCGGAGCAACAAGGGCGCACAUCACCUGGAUUGCCAUUUCAAUCACCACCAAUGCCGAACUUAGAAAGGCCCUCCUCCCGCCCUCCACAAAAGAUAUGGAGUGGCCCAUCCCAGAUACGCGAAAAACUGGUAGUGCAGACUCCGAGCACACAACAUGCCAAUGACCAUACUUCCGAGGACGGCGUCCAUGACGAAAGUCGGAGCAAUCUUCCUUGACGCUAGGAUUGGCUCACUUUCUCCCGAGAACCAAACAUAUUCUCUGAAAAACUCAACCGGGUUUGAAGCACUUGGUUUUGUCCAUUUGGUCUGCAAGAACAGCAAGAGCAGAGAGACAUGGAUGAUCAGAAGACUGAUGGCGAACUGAGGAGACAAGAAGGCUUCUUCACCCACAAACCUCCAGUUGACUGUCCACUUGAAGAGGAAUUGUCUCCCAAGAUCGAACGCUCGCUGGAGAUAUUGAAGACCAGCGCCACCGGUGAUGAAGGGGAUGGCCAGGUUCACAUGGACCAGCAGGACGAAACAACCACAGAUCACGGCCCUCUUCGUCCCUUGGGCUUGUAAGAGGAUGAUUCCGAUAGCAGGCGCAGCUAAGAGAAUGGUCAUCUUGAUGCCCAGACCAAACGCCCAGACCAUAGCUCCUGCUGUCCACUUUCUUCGCUGUAGCAAGUAUAUGGCCGUCCACAGUGAUAGUGUCGCCCAACAAUCAUUGAACAGCCUCAAUAAGAAUAUAGAAUGCAUCCUCUUACUCAAAGCCAACGGCACCAGGAGCCAAGGCGGGGCUCCAACACGUCUGUAACAUGCGAGCACGACGGCAA
Messenger RNA from Exophiala xenobiotica, 1320 nucleotides. RefSeq lists its product as uncharacterized. NCBI's taxonomy places the organism in Eukaryota, Fungi, Ascomycota, Eurotiomycetes, Chaetothyriales, Herpotrichiellaceae. The record is from RefSeq and is a predicted model, not a curated record. Gene Ontology annotation, biological process: translational initiation. The coding region runs from base 22 to 426 and encodes 134 amino acids. Gene Ontology annotation, cellular component: nucleus. Gene Ontology annotation, molecular function: translation initiation factor activity; RNA binding. The transcript has 2 exons.